This is a messenger RNA of Plasmopara halstedii, 374 nucleotides long. RefSeq lists its product as uncharacterized. NCBI's taxonomy places the organism in Eukaryota, Oomycota, Peronosporomycetes, Peronosporales, Peronosporaceae. The record is from RefSeq and is a predicted model, not a curated record.
GCUCAAGACUGUUAUUCUUAUGGACAUUCCAGCAAUAAAAUUGUCUUGAGAAUUGGCCAAGUACUAAGAAGUUUCAUGACUCAAACACUUUAGAUGCUUUCAAUGCUUUAUUCAUGGUUAUCACUGAUAGAAUGUCCUAACAGUCCAAUUGCGUUUUUCGAUGCAAAGACUAUGGCAAGCACAAUCUUUACUUGGCAAGUGCAUGUUCAAACUAAAGCUAUUGCUCACAAAGCUUUCUUUAUUCCCUCCGCCUCAUUUGAACAUGUUUACAGACGGAAGGGCUGUGGCAUACGACUUUGGAUAGCUGUCCCAAUUGACACUGAAGAGUAGAGCCGACUCGCACGCACUUCCAAGACCCGCCACACUAAGGUAAG